Aspergillus sclerotioniger CBS 115572 is the source of this 1953-nucleotide messenger RNA. RefSeq names its product sphinganine-1-phosphate aldolase DPL1. Lineage: Eukaryota; Fungi; Ascomycota; Eurotiomycetes; Eurotiales; Aspergillaceae. Bases 90 to 1808 code for a protein of 572 amino acids. Gene Ontology annotation, cellular component: endoplasmic reticulum. Gene Ontology annotation, molecular function: sphinganine-1-phosphate aldolase activity; pyridoxal phosphate binding. The record is from RefSeq and is a predicted model, not a curated record. The transcript is spliced from 4 exons. Gene Ontology annotation, biological process: sphingolipid catabolic process; carboxylic acid metabolic process.
CUUCUCACUUCCCCAGUUUCCUCCCCGUUCCUGGAGGUCGUCGCGUCCUUCUACGACCCUGCGACUCCUGGUUCGUUUAUACUGUUAUCAUGGCAUCUUCUUUACUUCCAGCUGCCCUGCAGAAUAAACUGCUGGGCUACAGCCGGGCCCCCAGCACCCAGCUGGCGGCUUUGCCUUUGGAUCUUCUCCGGAAUAUUGUUUUUAUACUCUUUAUUCUUCGCUACGUUCGUAAGACGUUCUAUUCUUUGCGGGGCUAUGGCAUCUUUGGCAGCAUCCGCAAUGUCUACGCCUCCGUCCGUCUCUUCUUCUACUCGGUCUUCUUGCGAUUCCCCGGUGUCCGCGGUCAGGUUGAUAAGCAGGUGUCUACGGCAAUCGAGGGCCUGGAGUCGAAACUCAUCGCGAGUGGUCCCGGUGUCACACGAUAUCUGAACCUUCCUAAGGAAGGAUGGACGGCGGAACAGGUUCGCGCUGAGCUGGAUAAGCUGGCGAAUAUGGAACACACGCGCUGGGAAGACGGUCGCGUUAGUGGUGCUGUGUACCACGGUGGACAGGAUCUCCUGAAGCUCCAGGCAGAAGCUUUUGGACAAUUCGGUGUGGCGAAUCCCAUCCACCCCGAUGUUUUCCCUGGUGUUCGGAAGAUGGAAGCCGAAGUCGUGGCUAUGGUCAUGGCAUUGUUCAAUGCCCCGUCUGAUGGCGCAGGUGUGACUACCAGUGGCGGUACGGAGUCGAUUAUCAUGGCAUGCUUGGGUGCGCGACAGAAGGCUUUCCUCGAACGAGGUGUGACAGAACCAGAGAUGAUCAUCCCCGAUACUGCUCAUGCUGCCUUCUAUAAAGCUUGCAACUACUUCAAGAUCAAGCUCCAUCGCGUUCCCUGCCCGGCUCCCGAGUACAAGGUGGACAUUCCCGCUGUCCGCCGGUUGAUUAACUCGAACACCGUCUUGAUUGUCGGUUCUGCGCCCAACUUCCCUCACGGAAUUGUUGAUGAUAUCCCGGCUCUAUCUCGCCUCGCGACCGCCUACAAGAUCCCUCUGCAUGUUGACUGCUGCCUUGGCUCCUUUGUUAUUGCCUUCCUCAAGAAGGCCGGCUUCCCGUCGCCAUACGAAGAAGAGGGCGGCUUUGAUUUCCGCCUCCCCGGUGUGACCAGCAUCAGUGUCGAUACGCACAAAUAUGGAUUUGCACCCAAGGGCAACUCGGUGCUUCUGUAUCGCAACAAGGCUUACCGCAGCCACCAAUACUUCAUCUACCCUGACUGGUCGGGUGGUGUCUACGCAUCCCCGUCUGUAGCGGGAUCUCGGCCCGGUGCCCUGAUCGCUGGAUGCUGGGCUAGUCUGAUGAGUGUCGGUGAGAAUGGUUACAUCAAGAGCUGCUUGGAGAUCAUGGGUGCGGCCAAGAAGUUUGAAGCAUCGAUCAAAGAACACCCGGUCUUGUCUAAAAACCUGGGAAUUGUUGGGAAGCCUAUGGUCAGCGUUGUCGCGUUCGACAGCACGAACGAGGCCAUUGAUGUCUACGACAUUGCGGACAACCUCUCUGCGAAGGGCUGGCACCUAAAUGCUCUUCAGACCCCGCCGGCGAUCCACGUCGCGUUCACCGUGCCCACGUCCGCUGCCGUUGAUGCGCUCACUUCUGACUUGGUUGUGGUUGUGGAGAAGGAACUUGCGAAGGCGGAAGAGAGAAAGCAGCAAGGUAAGGCGUACGUCGUCAAGCGAGGCGAUACUGCUGCGCUGUAUGGUGUAGCCGGGAGCAUGCCGGACAAGAGUAUUGUCAGCCGCCUGGCCGAGGGCUUCCUUGAUACCCUGUAUAAAGCUUAGAUGACUGAUUCAAGACCUAAACUGUCAAUACGUUUGAAAGCAAGGCCCUAGGCUCCUGAAAAUAGCGGGCCAUCGGUGUUACGGUGUAUAGGUUGGGCAUUGCAUUUCAACUCCAUCACGGAGCAGCAUAUUCUUAUAAGACAAG